AUGGAAACUUUUUACCUCGGCAGACAUUAUCUCAAAAGUAGUAAAUCGUAAAGCAAAGCAGCGGGAAUAGAACCACUUACACUUGAGAACCUCAGCCUCUAUAAAGAAGUCUCUCGAGUCUCCGCAGCUGAUUUCUUCGACAAAACUUGUGUCGCACAUCCACGAGAAAAAAUCUCUACAUAUUUUUAACAUCAUGAUAUUAUUUACCGCAUUCCUCUUGGUGACUGUUUCGUCCCAGUUUAUUCAUGCUGAAGAUGCUCCACACCGUAGACUUCGUGCGCCGCAGCAAAGUCGUGCUGACUAUCAGGCUCCAGAUGGAUACGAAAAAAUUUUCACCCCUAAUUCGCAAAGGAAAGCACGCGAGCAAGGACAAAACACGCGACAAGAGCCCAUCAGAGCUCCAGUUCAAAAACAGACUGAGUUUUAUCAGUACAAACCGUAUUCAGCGAUUCCGGAAAACAUCAAGCAACUACUAAAUUAUUAUUACACACCUCAAGCACCAUAUGUUAAUCCUCAUUCAUUUUUUUACAACAUCAAUCCUAUGCAAACACUCGCUCAAGAUAAUUCAGAAGAUAAUUCUAAACAACAAGAAUAUUUACCACCCCAAGAAUCCAAACAGUUUUCAGCAUCGGAACAGUUUCCUGGACCAGAAUCUUGGUCCCCAUCGACAAGACAACCGACUUAUUCGCCUCCUGCUGGUUAUGACCAAAACCAACAAAAUUCACAAGCUCAUCGUUCAAAUUACCCGAGUCACACGCUAGCUUCGAUAAAAAAAACCCCAAAGGCAGGAAUUAAGUACAAAGAUGAUCUGACUCCCAAUCAGUAUCAAAAUCAAAAUCAGAAUGAUCAACGUUUUGGUUAUCGAUCAUCGGCGAAUUCCCGCCAAGAUCAAGGCAAAAGGUCUCUAGAAAAGGACUUGGGAAAUUUUGAACAGAAACCCAGCCAAGGUUACUCAAAUAUGCCCCAAGAAAUCAGCCAAAUUUUGCAGUUCCAGGCUCAAAUUCCGUACAAUGUUCUCGCGAAUCAAAUUUUGUUCGAGUUCAAAAAACCAUUUGUUCCACAACCAUUGCCCAAUGACAUCCAAUACUCAGGACACUAUCCUAACAAGGUUUACUACGUGCGACCUGAUGGCGAAAUUGUCGACCAUCCUCCCGAAGAGGCCUCAAGUGGGCAAAAUUAUAAGUAUUAAUAUUAGUUGGGGCUUUGAUUUAUCUUAUUGUAGAAAGUUGUAUAAAUUAUCACUUAUGAAUUUAUAAUGUAAAUUGUAAUGUUUUGACGUUGAUUGUAUGCUAUCAAUUUAUGUGUCAUAUAAAAAAACGUUGUAAUUAAUGUUGUUAAUAAAGAAUUAUUUUUAAUUGA
Molecule: messenger RNA, 1359 nt
Organism: Cotesia glomerata
Lineage: Eukaryota; Metazoa; Arthropoda; Insecta; Hymenoptera; Braconidae
Exons: 3
Coding region: 194-1189 (331 amino acids)
Source: RefSeq, a predicted model, not a curated record